Messenger RNA from Ciona intestinalis (vase tunicate), 1399 nucleotides. RefSeq names its product stathmin-1-A. Gene Ontology annotation, molecular function: tubulin binding. Lineage: Eukaryota; Metazoa; Chordata; Ascidiacea; Phlebobranchia; Cionidae. The record is from RefSeq and is a predicted model, not a curated record. Gene Ontology annotation, biological process: regulation of microtubule polymerization or depolymerization; microtubule depolymerization; neuron projection development. Gene Ontology annotation, cellular component: cytoplasm; neuron projection.
UAAUAUAGUCCAGCCACGUGUUGAAUAUGUUGUAAAAUAUUAUUCCAUUCUGUUUGUGUUACAAUUUUGUCAAGCGCCGAAGCAAUGACUUUUGGUCUGUAAACUCUAAACUUUAUAAAAACACAUUUUUAUUAUUUAACGUUAGACAAGCCAACAUUAGUAACAACACUGAUGCAGAUAAUCAAUACUGCUGCUUAGAACUUUAAAAAAUCAGCACAAUAUUGUUGGAAAAGCUCUUUAAACGCGUCUUCUCGCUUCCUAAAAUAAUCCGCACACAAAUUGUUGAUAGUCUAUACUGCUAUUUAAAAGAUUAAUCAUUAAAUUCAAAAUCGCUUAAAAAACUUUCCAGCUGAACACUGGUACAAUAAAUUUAUCAUCUUACGUUUAAACAGCCUUUAGGUCGCAUUUUUCAAACUUCUAAAGUUAGGAUUCUUAUUUUCUUAAUUUCGAACAUGGCAGCGCAAAGGGAAGACAUAAAAGUUAAAGAAAUCUGCAAAGGAAACUCUGGGGAGGCUUUCGAAGUUAUUCUCAAGCUUCCGGGGCAAAAUGGGGAUGGAGUGGCGAGCCCGUUGAAAUCAUUAACGCCAAAGAAAGAAGUUUCGAUGGAUGAGAUCAAGAUGAAACUGCAAGCUGCAGAGGAGCGUCGAAAAGCUGUGCAAGAGGCUAAAGUGACGCAACAAAAAGCGGAAGAAGAAAAGAUCUUGAAAGCAAAGCAGAAGAAAGCCGAAGUUAAUGAUUCAUUCAGUCAGUGGGCAGAGCAGCAUCUGAAGAAACAAAUGUGUCAAUAUCAGGAGAACCAUAUUGCGCAGUUGGAGGCGAAAAUCAAGAAGUUUAAAGCUUUGAACAUGAAGCCUGAAGAGAUGAAAGAAAAGGUACAGCGUGAAGUGGAUGAAAUGUGCGCUCAACGUGAAGCUGGUAUUCAACAAAAGUUGAUCAAAAGUGAAGAGCUUCGACAAAAACAACUUCAAAAGGUUCGCGAGCGCCAGCAAGAGAAGGAGAAUCACGCCCAAGAAGUUCGUCAUAAGAAAGUGGUUGGAGGGCAAACUACUGGAGUAUGUGAAUAGUUUGGACAUCAUGAUUCGAGACUUACUCAUUCUGUACAACGUUCCGAAUAAAGACACUGUUUUAUUUCAGCUGUUAGUUUAUGUAGCAUGCCAAUGAUGCUUGUAGUUGUUACUGUUGUGUUUUGUCCUUGCCAUGUUAGCUGCCACACCCUUGUUCCAAAUAUUGCCACGCCCACUGUUUGUAUUUUUGUUUACUGUGACCCAUGUGCCAUCUUGAAAGUUAAAAUUGGACGUUUGCUAAAUUUGUUCAAAUAUUUCUUUUCCAAACAAAGACAAUGCAAACGUGUUCAUUUCAUGGUUCAUUGUGCAGAAAAUAGACCAUUAUUACGUAAUAA